This is a messenger RNA of Belonocnema kinseyi, 5354 nucleotides long. It is a transcript of the gene su(sable), whose product is annotated as protein suppressor of sable. Gene Ontology annotation, molecular function: RNA binding; metal ion binding. Gene Ontology annotation, cellular component: nucleus. The transcript is spliced from 8 exons. The record is from RefSeq and is a predicted model, not a curated record. Bases 831 to 4547 code for a protein of 1238 amino acids. Gene Ontology annotation, biological process: negative regulation of DNA-templated transcription. NCBI's taxonomy places the organism in Eukaryota, Metazoa, Arthropoda, Insecta, Hymenoptera, Cynipidae.
UGGCCAUGUUUAGUUAACUUUGAAGUUUCGCUUACUCAUUCUGCAUUUUUAUAAUUAUUGCUGACUCUGUACCUGUCGAUCGUAUUCUCCGCUACCUGUGGCUCUGAUCGCCCAUGUAUUAACUGAUCACCGAAAAAACAACGCUAAAGCACUGAACUGAUCCUGUCACAACAGGAUUUCACGACACACUCGCUCGCGGCACUCAUAAUUUCUAUCAAAGAAACGCGCGUUUUUCUCGUUUCUCGGUUUAGAGCGAGCCAUUUUUAGUCAAUUCUCUCUCUUUCAUAUCGGAAAAACCAAGUUUGCAGCUCGGAAGAUUGGUGGAAUUAGAUUUAUUUGGAGCUGAGAAGAAUUUGUGGGCGGCCCCUUUGACACACAUUACACACACACACACACUCAUACACAUGUCACUCAGAGACGCCAUCUUAACUUGAACAUUUAUAUUUUACACACUUUAAGCUACCGAAUGUAUUAUUCGGUCCACGUCAGCAUUGAGAGAAAGGGGCACGCCAUUUCCCGACAAUUUGCCCAGUGGAAGAUUUUCCGUAACUUCUUAGUGUAAUCUGAUUAAAUAGAGGAAGGAAGGGUUUAACCUUAAAAGAGGGAGAGGAAGAAAAUAGCUCGCUUGGAGAAUUCGAGAUUGAUUGAAAAAAAGCAAAUUCAUAUUAGAAUUGACGCGAUUCUUGUGCAGAGCAAAUAUCUUCAUUUUCAUGUUGAGUCAGAUGAUUUCACGAACAAAAAGCCGUCGAGUGUCGCGUCAAUCGAUCGAACGAUCAUCGACAGUUCGUAGUGGCAAAUGGUAAACUCGAUCGAUCUCCGAUCGGGAAACAAUGGCUCUAGAGAGUGUUUCCGCGGCCGAGACUCUAAUCCAAAGGGAUCCGGAGAAUGAUAAUGAUGACUUGGAAGAUGGAGAAAUUCCUUCCGACGAAGAUGACGAUACGGUUGUGCCAAUUCCAAUUCCAGCGCCAAAACCACCACCGGUGGAAUCCCCGAGACCCUCAAAGCCCAAAGGGGAAUCCCCAAAGUCUAAUAAGAACUUUGAUAAGUUCAGCAAGAGCAAAAAACAAUCCACACAGAGUACAGGCAGCAGUGAUAGGGGGAGUAAAUUCAGCAAAGGCCCAUCUGAAGAUUGGGCCGGAGAUGUUGAAAAGGCGAUCAAGGCCGCUCUAGAUAAAGAUAAGGACAAAGAAAAGUCGCGACAUCAAGAGAGCAAGUCGAAGAAUAGUAGGAGUAAAAAUAGGAAAAGGUCGCGUGAUGAUAAAGAAGAAGAUCGAGUCAAGGAGCAAAAGAAGAGAAAAGUGAGCGACGAGGAAAAUGGGAACGAGGACGAUGACGAGAUGCUUUUUGUCCGAGGAGCUUCUCCAGUGAGGAAAGGAUCCCAGGAAAAUAGUUCGCCCCCAAGACGGAACAACGAUCACGAAAAUUAUGAGAGUGGUUCCGACUACGAGGAUCGUCCAAGCGUUAAUCGACAUAAUCGAGACAAUGACAAUAAACGCGGUGCACGAGGAGGUCGUCGAGGCGGGAAAAACGAGCGCGGCAGCAACAAGAACAACAACAAGGGACGGAACAAUCAGAAUCGAAACGAGCGCAACAAUGGCCGGAGGAAUAAUCAGCCGAACAACAACGAUCAUGGACAGGAUCCGGACGCGAUUUGCGUUUACUACAUGCAGGGAAAGUGUCAUCGGGGUGACGACUGUCCAUUUUCCCACAACGCUCUGCCACCACGGAAGAUGGAGUUGUGUAAAUUUUAUCUCAUGGAUUGUUGUGCUAAGAGGGAUAAGUGUCUUUAUAUGCAUCAUGACUUUCCAUGCAAAUUCUUUCAUACAGGGUUAAAGUGUAGUCAAGGAGACAACUGCAAGUUCUCGCAUCUGCCCUUGAACGAGCAGGUGAAGAAUAUUCUACUCAAACAUUUGGAGACGGCGCCGAAAGAAAUCCUCGGUAACUUCCCAAGGCUGAGCAGAGACGGUGCUUUGACCAUGAUCAACAACACGGAGAAAAAUUUGUCCCAGGGCCAGGAGACCAAUCAAAAAAUUCCGAGUCUAUUCGAACUGAAUAUUGGAAAUGAAGAAAAAGAUGAAGGCGUUGGUGGGAUGGAAGAUUUGAGUGGGCAAAAGAAUACCAUGAAGGAGAGGAAACCCUCUGGAAAGAAGACUCGCUGGGGUUCGGAUGAGGAUCGAGUUCCGUACGAGCAGAUUAUGCUCUUGCAAUCGGCGAAUCAACUCGGCCUCCAACUUCCAAAUGCUGCUCUCGAUCUUGCCGUUCAGGAGCAUCUCCAGCAGCAAUUGAUGAGACCCCAAAAAAUUGCAAUGGAUUUCUACAGUGAGGCGAAUCUAAGCGAUGCGAACAAAGCGAAAGUGAAGGAGGACUUUACGAAAGACGUGGAAGAGGACGAAAUUCGGGCACAGUCGAAGGGUAAAGCCGCCCAAGCAGGACCAAAAGACGUCGAUUUACGGCAGCUAUUGAGUGGGACGAAUAAACCGACUCGUGUUGUGUACAUAGCAGACGAGAUAGCAAAUAUCACUAAAUCGAAAGUGGACGAGGAGAGUGACCAGGAGGAAGAAUCUGAUCUGGUGAUUGAAAUGCCGGUCGAAGAGGAGGAGCCCGAAAAGGAAAAGGACCUCGGCAAUUCCGAAGACUCACAAGCGUCUCAGUCGAAGAUUGAGAAACCACCGUCUCCAAAUUCUCUCUCGCAAGAGAUGCCGCCAAAUUUGCCCAAAAAAGCCCAGGAGUUGUUUAUGCGAAUUCAGCAACAGCAGCGCGGUGCCCAGGACAGUUUCAAGAACCUUGAGGACGAGGAAAAUGAGGAAUCAGCACCACAGGACGAUUGGUACUCUGACGACGACGACGACGAUGACGCGGACGAAGGCGGGGGUCUGACAAUCGAUGUCCGGAACGACGACGAUCAGGAGAUGCCGGAAGUAAAGGUGAAAGUCGAAAAAAGUCCUCCUGCUCCUCCACCCUUGAAUAUUCCACAACCCGCGCCCUUUGUCGAUAAACUCGGUGAUUUGAGCAAAAUCGACAUCAGCGCCGAGGUGUCGAAACUCUUGUCUUCCCUCAAGGCCCACAGUAGCAGCAGCAGCAGCACUGCGCCAACCCAGCCAAACUUUGAUGACACCGAGAAGAGGAUUAAGCGCGAACAAAGCUCGCCGAUCAACAACAGCAAAGAAGGAAUUCUAGACUCCGUCAGACUGGACAAGGGACAAUUCAGUCCGAGUUUUUCGCCUCCUCAUCUUCCAGCGACUUCCAGAGAUCCGCGUAUGCUACGAGAUCCGCGUGAGUCUCGAGAUCCCCGCGAAUCUCGCGACUCGAGGGAUUCCCGGGAUCCGAGAGAGUCGCGCGAUCCUCGAGAUGCCCGGGAGAGAGAAUCGAGAGAUCCGAGGGAUCCCCGACAGCGCAGAGAGGAGCAGAAAUCAGUGCCAGCGAUGAAACCCGAAGCGAAGGAUCACAGAUCGCACAGACUUGAGACGAGCAUAUACAGUUCGGGGAUCAUUGCCAUGGACACGCCCAUGGACACGGAUCUUCGCGCCCGUGCCGAUCAGGAUCAUCGGAGAAAGGACAUGGACUUGAGGCAGUGUUUUGCCGAUUUCGGCGACACCGAUCUCCGUGUCGUGGGCGGAACCUUUACAAAUGCGGCCUCCGGCAAGUCGGACAUUGAUCUGCGCCAGAUGCUGACUCUGCCUUUCAAGCCUGUCCCCACGCAUGUACCCUGCACCGAGAUUGAUGGCAGUGUUGCGUCUCAUCCGCCAAUUCCCUACAAGAUCCAGGUCGUUGAUAUCCCGCGACCCGACUACACGGGCCUCAAGCUGACCAAGAACGAUCCCCAGGUGAAGUAUGAUCCGCGUCUGCGUAAAAUCUUUCGAAUUCCGUUGAACGAUAUCGCCGAUUCACCAAUGUCGCCGCCACCAGUGAAACUCAAUGUGCCCAAGUCACCGCCGCAGAUACGAGCGGAUCCACGACGCAAAGCGCUUGAGUCCCAGGGUCCGUCGCAGACCUUGUUGCCGCCCCAGGGUAUGAAUCCGGGUAUUAAUCCUCAUCAUCAGGGACCGCCCGAGAUGAGUAUGAGUAUGGGACCGCCGUACAUGUCGGGGCCGGUGAUGCAGGGAAUGCCGCCGAUGAUGAUGGGCCCAAAUCCAAUGAUGGGAAAUAUGGGCCCGAUGAUGGGCGGACCAAUUCCACCGAAUAUGCAGAUGAUGGGUCCGAAUAUGGGACAAAAUAUGGGUCCGAAUAUGGGACAGAAUUUCGAUCCUCGUUUCAACGCACAGCGAAAUAAUGGAGCAGGACUCCUGGGACCGGGGCCAAUGGGCUACGGGCCCGAUAUUGGGGGGCCCAAUUUUGAGGGUGGCUAUCCAAACGGGAAUUUCAAUAAUUUCGGACCACCCGGGCCAGAUCAUCGGAAUUUCGGGAACAAUUCGGACGGGCCGAAUUUCGGGAAUGGUGGUGGCGGUGGUGACUGGAAUGGGAAUCAGAAUCAGAAUCGGCGAGGCGGACGAAUGCGGAGGAGGAAUCGAAACAAGAAUGGCCCCCCGAUGAAUAAUAGAUCACCUUAGUCGAAUUUUAAGUCAGGUCUUCUUCUUUCUAUUGUAAUUGUGUCCAGAGCUGAGUUUCUUUUUUUUUGUUUUUUGUUGUUUUUUUUUUUUUUUUCUGAGCACCAAAGAAGAAAAGCGGCAACUCGAAAAAGCAUAAUAGCAUGGCAUUUUAUUAAGGCUUUUUUUCUUUCUUUCUUCUAAUAGUCAAUUCGAAUAUUACUUCAAAGUAAGGGUUAAAUUAUGAAUACGAAAAUUGUAAAUAGAGAAAAGUAAGGAUUGGACUUUUGUUGAAAAUCAGUCUCAUAAUGAAGAGGAAAUUUUUUAAUUGUAAAUCAUGCAGCAAUUAAGAUUUAAUAAUAUUUACCGCUUUUCUUAUUUGGACGGUAGUAAUAUAGAUGGACAGUUUUUAGAUUCCAUUUUAAUCAAAUCUGAUGGAAAUUACAUCUGCGAGUGUUGGGAAAAGGAUCUUUUUUUUUCUUUUUUUUUUUUUUUUUUUAAAUAUUUCUGUUUAAAUGAUCCGAAAAUUUAAUUAGGGAACUGAUUUUUUUUAUAUAUAUAUAUAUAGUAGCUCAGCUCGGAUUUUCUCGGAACUCUUGGCGAGUUUUUUGUUUGCGAGAGUCUCGGGAAGUAAAUUAGUCAAUAUUGUAAAUUCAGCUGCUACUAGGCGUGCGAAAAAUUGUUGUAGAUUUAAGACAAGUUCUAUAAAUGUAUAUAUCGAGGAUGUACAUUCAGGUGAUGAUGGAUAUGAAAAUAUUGAUUAAUGGCAAAUAUUGACGUUCAAACAAAACAAAAAAAAAAAAAACAGAAAAAAAAGCAAACAAAAAAAAA